Symbiodinium necroappetens is the source of this 315-nucleotide messenger RNA. Lineage: Eukaryota; Dinophyceae; Suessiales; Symbiodiniaceae. The record is from the annotation of a GenBank genome assembly.
AUGGGAUACUCCGCCACGCGUCGCGCCUACUUGUACGGAGCGAUAUUAUAUGGGGUCCAGCAGAACCUCGAGGUGAUCCACGACGCUGCGCUGACCUUCAAACGUGGACGCGGGAAAAAGAAGUAUUGGCAUGGAGAUGUGGGUCACUAUCUUACCCAGGCUGCCUACGACCUGUCGCCCAGCGUGCGAGUGAUCGAUUGCUACUCGAGCGAGAUGCAGGUCGGAUUGCAGGAUAUGUCGGCUACGAUCAGCAAGAUGAAGGCUGACAUGGGACCGGUGGACCUGAUGAUUGGUUCGCCCGCCCCGCUGUUGUAG